AUGGAAAAAGGUAUCACCGGUCCAAUAGCAAGCUCCCUAUCAGAAAAAUUUGGACACCGAGCUGUUGGAAUCACUGGUUCUAUUGUUGCUGCGACGGGAUUUGGCGUGAGUUCCCUAGCGCCAAACUUGUCCUUGCUGUAUCUAACAUACGGGGUUUUGACUGGCCUCGGUUUUGGAAUGAUGUUUUUUCAAAGUAUUGUCUCCGUCCAGGAUCAUUUUGAGAAGAGGAAAAGUCUAGCCAUGGGGGUUGCAGUGUGCGGAUCAGGACUCGUGGUGCUCCAUAUUUACAUACCAGAUAUAGCUCGUGACGUGGGGAUAGGGGUGAACAAAGCGGCGUUCCUGCUGUCAAUUGUAGGUGUUGCUAACACAGUGGCUCGAAUCGUGAUGGGUGCGUUUGCAGACUUCCGGUGUGCUAACAGACGCUAUAUGCUUGGGGCAAGUAUAAUGGUGAGAGGCGUCAUUGUUUCCAUGCUGCCGUCUUUGACGGGAUACAAUGUGAUUGCGACGGUGUGCGGUUUUUAUGGUUUGACCGUGGGUACCACUAUCUCUCUGGUCCCGGUUGUUCUGAGAGAUUUAGUCGGUAUUGAGAAACUCGGACCUUCAUUUGGACUCACCAUGGUAGCCGUAGGUUUGGGUUCCCUACUGUUAUCGACUGGAGGCAGUCUGUACGAUUUAACCGGUUCUUACGACUUGACACUUUACAUUACCGGCUCUCUAUUGUUCAUUGCCGGUGGAACAAUUAUGUCGUUACCAUGGGUACGCAAGAUGCAAAAUCGAUGCUGUUACCAUGGCAGUGCAAGUAUCACCGCAGAAACGGAGCCGUAA
Molecule: messenger RNA, 825 nt
Organism: Lingula anatina
Lineage: Eukaryota; Metazoa; Brachiopoda; Lingulata; Lingulida; Lingulidae
Product: monocarboxylate transporter 12-B-like
Biological process (GO): transmembrane transport; monocarboxylic acid transport
Molecular function (GO): monocarboxylic acid transmembrane transporter activity
Source: RefSeq, a predicted model, not a curated record